This is a messenger RNA of Malassezia globosa CBS 7966, 549 nucleotides long. RefSeq lists its product as uncharacterized. Bases 1 to 549 code for a protein of 182 amino acids. The transcript is spliced from 2 exons. Lineage: Eukaryota; Fungi; Basidiomycota; Malasseziomycetes; Malasseziales; Malasseziaceae. The record is from RefSeq and is a predicted model, not a curated record.
AUGAGCGGUGCUGACGACGAUUGGCUCGCGUCCGACGACGAUGGACCAGGAUCCUCGGCAAAUGCAUUGAUGGAGAAUCGAGAUCGCAUAAAGAUGGAGUCACAGAUGCACAAUAUUGGCUUUCGCGAAGGACUGGAAAACGGCAAGUUGGCUUUGUUGCAGACUGGAUUCGAUCAAGGCUAUAAUACCGUGGGGGUCAAGUUAGGCCUAGCUAUUGGUGACCUCAAAGGAAAAGUUGAUGCAUUGGCCUUUCAUGUAAUGUCAGGAGAAGUGUCCUCACCGAAGCACGCGCAAAUCAGGGAUGAGUUAGUCGCCCUGCAAAAGGAAUUUGCUAAUAUAAAGAUGGAAGAUCUGAUAGAGCCCGGUUGGGAACAUAUACAGCCAGAGGUCUUGUCGUAUGCAUCUAAGGAUGCAGUUGGUGCGAACUCGAGUAAGGCAAACCCACCCGCGACACAAUUUGGCCGUCUUGAGGAGUUGCGUACGCGUUACUUGAGGUGCUGGAGCUUGCUAGGGACGGAUCCAUUAAUUUGUCCAUUUUUAAGCAGAUAA